CGAAUGCAAAUCAUGGCUACACAAAAUAGUAAGAGCAACAUCUUCUGGUCCUCUUCAGCAUGUGUAGUGCUUGUUUUAUUAGUGCUUGUGGAUGUGGGAGUGUGUCAAAAUUGUGGAUGUAAUGGACUGUGUUGCAGUCAGUAUGGAUACUGUGGAAGUGGAGAGGCCUACUGUGGGGCUGGUUGUAAAGAAGGCCCCUGUUAUUCUUCUUCUCCUCCUUCUACUGGCACCGGAGUGGCUUCUAUAGUUUCUUCUGAUGUCUUCAGCUCUAUAGUUGGAGGAGCUGCGAGUGGGUGUGCAGGAAAUGGGUUUUAUACUUACGAUUCCUUUAUUAACGCUGCUAAUGCUUUCGAUGGCUUUGGGACAUCUGGGUCUUCUGAUGUUAAUGAGAGAGAAAUCGCCGCCUUCUUUGCUAAUGCAGCCCAUGAGACUGGAGGGUUUUGCUUCAUCGAAGAGCAGAAUCCUAGCAGCAUAUACUGCGAUGCCUCCAACACUCAGUAUCCCUGCGCCUCGGGCAAAAGUUAUCAUGGCAGAGGCCCUCUGCAGCUCUCAUGGAACUAUAACUACGGGGCUGCAGGAAACUACAUUCAAUUUGAUGGGCUGAACAAUCCAGAGAUUGUGGGCACUGAUUCGACCAUCUCAUUUAAGACGGCGGUGUGGUUUUGGAUGGUGAACAGCAACUGUCAUACAGCAAUCACAUCUGGGCAAGGCUUUGGAGCCACGAUUAGAGCUAUCAAUAGCAUGGAAUGCGACGGUGGAAAUGUUGCAACUGUGACCAGCAGAGUCAAUUAUUACCAGAAGUUUUGCCAGCAACUCAACGUCGACCCAGGAUCGAAUCUCCAAUGUUAAUUUGCCUUUUUUGUUGAGUAUAUUAAUUCCUAGAAUAAGACAGCAAUGCCAACGACGAAAAAAAAUAGUUCGUAGGCAGUUGCCAAUUCACAUCACCUCUAUCUCGAUACUUCAAAGUUUACAAGACCUAUAAGAUAACAAAUGUUCUGAUUUCAUACUGAGAUCAUUUUUAUAGAUACAUCAGAUGUUUAAACUAGUGCUCCUUUCAAAUUUAAAAAGGUGCAUGAUAAAUUCAGCGUUGACAAGCAUUAGGUAUUGUAUUAAUCUAAGUAAUUUAUUCUUAGUUUCGGUGACAGGAGUAUUUUGCUUAAUGAAAAUUAUCAGUAAAUUUGUGAGA
Molecule: messenger RNA, 1186 nt
Organism: Cryptomeria japonica (Japanese cedar)
Lineage: Eukaryota; Viridiplantae; Streptophyta; Pinopsida; Cupressales; Cupressaceae
Product: endochitinase 4-like
Exons: 3
Coding region: 4-849 (281 amino acids)
Biological process (GO): carbohydrate metabolic process; chitin catabolic process; cell wall macromolecule catabolic process
Molecular function (GO): chitin binding; chitinase activity
Source: RefSeq, a predicted model, not a curated record